Molecule: messenger RNA, 1190 nt
Organism: Syzygium oleosum
Lineage: Eukaryota; Viridiplantae; Streptophyta; Magnoliopsida; Myrtales; Myrtaceae
Product: inorganic pyrophosphatase 2-like
Exons: 4
Coding region: 117-947 (276 amino acids)
Molecular function (GO): phosphatase activity
Source: RefSeq, a predicted model, not a curated record
AUCCCUUCUCGCGUCUCCUCCACCCGCAGAAAUCUCUCCUGUUCACUACGAAAGAUUAAGAACAAACCUCCCAAAACUCUCUCUGUAGUUUUCUCGUGCAUUGUGCUCUGAGACGAAUGGCUGACAUCGUGGUGCUCUUCGACUUCGACGAGACGAUCAUCGACUGCGAAAGCGACAGCUGGGUCAUCAACGAGCUGGGCUUGACCGAUCGGUUCAAUGAGCUCCUCCCCACCAUGCCCUGGAACUCUCUCGUGGACAAGAUGAUGGGAGAGCUUCAUGCGAGCGGCAUAACAAUCGAAGAGAUUGAGGAUGUGCUGAACAGAGCUCCCAUCCAUCCCAGAAUCGUCCCCGCCAUCAAAUCCAUUCAUGCUUUGGGGUGUGAUUUGAGGGUUGUGAGUGAUGCCAAUCUCUUUUACAUCGAGACAAUCCUGAACCAUCUGGGCAUACGGGAGUGCUUCUCCGAGAUCAACACGAACCCGGGCUUCGUCGACGAAGAAGGGAGGCUCAGGAUUUCGCCUUACCACGACUUCAAGUCCUCUUUUCAUGGAUGUGGUCUCUGCCCUCUAAAUAUGUGCAAGGGAGUGGUGAUUGAAAGAAUACAAGCCUCUCUGUCUGCCGAGGGCAAGCAAAAGAGGUUCAUCUAUCUCGGAGAUGGGGCUGGUGACUACUGCCCAAGCCUGAAGCUCUUGGAGGGUGACUUCAUGAUGCCGAGGAAGAAUUACCCUGUCUGGGACUUGAUCUGCAGGAACCCCAUGCUGUUGAAGGCGGAGGUUCGCAAGUGGACCGACGGCGAAGAGAUGGAGCGAGUCCUGUUCGAAUUGAUCGACACGAUAAUCACCGAAGAGGAGAUCAAAUCUGGCCAGUUGAUUUCAUCAGACUGCAGGUUGCAGAACAUUGCUUUGUCUGCUCACGAAGCCCUCCUUCCAACUCUUCCUGUUCCUCAAUAGGAACUUCUAAAAUGACGGCAAAAUAAGGAAAGAAAUUUAUGGGAUUAUACUAGUUUGACUUAGUUUUUGCACAGCUGCACUUGUUUUUGGGGCAGCUCUUUUGGGUUGUGAUUCAGCCAAAAGGGAAAAUGGAGAAACAUAUGGGAACCUCUGUAGAGCUUUGGAUGUUUAUGAAUUUCCCAUUGGUCAAGUACUGAUCAAGACGAAUACCUAAUAACACCAGCUUGGUUCUGGUUCUGGUUC